AUGCCUAGGCCUAGGCCGAGCUUGGUUGCCAGGGAGGACGUACUUGCCUCUGAAGAGGAGGCUUCGGAUGAUGCUCCGUCUGGAAGGAUUGGGAUGACUGUGGGGAUCGAGGGUGAGAUGCUGGCUUGGGAUGAGGAUAAGGAUGGGGACGAGGUGGAACGUGUGAGGGAAGACGCUAUGAUUGAUAUGGUUGUUGUGAUUGGUGUCUCUGAUGGUGGAAUGCUUGAAGCUGAGCUUGGGUCGGACUGUGAGGUCGGCAUCCAUCUCGAGGGCUUCACCAUGCUACCUUCAAUCGUCUCCGCCUGGGUUCCAGUCCAUGUUGGUGGUGUCGGCGGCGUGGUAAGCGAUGCCGAUGCCACACCCGGGAACAUCUCAGAAGGCCUCGCCUCGGUCGACACGAUAUCCGGCGAAACCAGUAGGCCGGGCGACGUUACUCGGGCAGAUGCAGCCUCCCGGCGCGUUACCGCCUGCGCAACAAGACUGCUCGCCUCCGCCGCCGCCGACUGGAUCACAUUCUGCUUCCCCUAUUCCCCGUUCCACCGCGGUUCUGUGCAAGCGUCUCUUGAAACUGACCCCGGUACCACGUCAGGCUGCUCGAGGGACGAAGUGGACAAGGUGCACAAUGCUUUGCCCGAGCAGGUGUACCCAGGAGGGCAGCAAGAUGACACGGCGGAUUUCACGUCGCAUACCUGA
Molecule: messenger RNA, 693 nt
Organism: Diaporthe batatas
Lineage: Eukaryota; Fungi; Ascomycota; Sordariomycetes; Diaporthales; Diaporthaceae
Exons: 4
Coding region: 1-693 (230 amino acids)
Source: RefSeq, a predicted model, not a curated record